This is a messenger RNA of Fukomys damarensis (Damara mole-rat), 3478 nucleotides long. RefSeq names its product guanylate cyclase 2D-like. Gene Ontology annotation, molecular function: protein kinase activity; ATP binding; guanylate cyclase activity. Lineage: Eukaryota; Metazoa; Chordata; Mammalia; Rodentia; Bathyergidae. Gene Ontology annotation, biological process: receptor guanylyl cyclase signaling pathway; protein phosphorylation; cGMP biosynthetic process. The record is from RefSeq and is a predicted model, not a curated record. The coding region runs from base 44 to 3382 and encodes 1112 amino acids. The transcript is spliced from 19 exons.
GACAUCAGGAGGCUGGGAGCCAGACCUUGGUGGACAUGGACUCAUGGUGGGCCUGUGCCCUGAAGGCUGGGACUGGACGCUGCCACACAAGACCUGCCUGCCCUGCCAGGGCCCACGUCACAGGCCUCCAAGGACAACCCCUCUCCUGUCACUUCUCUCGGUGGUGUUUUGGGGUGGCCUCCUGUGGGCCGGAUCCCUCUUCCAUCUGGUGUUGGGGGCAGGGACCUUCACUGUGGGGGUACUGGGUCCCUGGGAUUGUGAUUCCAUCUUUGCCCAGGCCCUCCCAAGUAUAGCUGCCCAGCUGGCUGUGGAUCAAGCCAAUCAGGACUCCUCACUAUCACUAGACUCACAGCUGGCUUCUGUGGUCCUCCCCUCAGGCUGCAACACUCCUCAAGCCCUGGCCACAAUGCUAGCCCACAAGAAUACUGUGGAUGCGUUUGUGGGCCCUGUCAAUCCUGGUUACUGCCCAGCAGCAGCCCUGCUGGCCCAAAGCUGGGGAAAGACUCUCUUCUCCUGGGUGUGUGAGGCUCCAGAGGGUGGAGGUGAUUUGGUGCCCACCUUGCCCUCCGCUGCCCACGUGAUGCUGUCUGUCAUGAGACACUUUGGCUGGGCUCACUCAGCUAUUGUGUCCUCCCACCAAGAUGUCUGGGUGGCCACAGCCCAGCGGCUGGCCAUGACUUUCAGGACACAUGGGCUACCUGUAGGGCUGGUAACCUCUCUGGGACCUGGGGGUCAAGGGGCCCCAGAGGUUUUAAAACAGCUCUGCAGUAUGGAUGGCCUGAAAAUUGUGGUGCUGUGUAUGCACUCAGCGUUGCUGGGGGGCUUGGAACAGACUGCCCUGCUGGGCCACGCCGGUGCCCAGGGCCUGGCGGAUGGGAGGCUGGUCUUCCUGCCCUAUGAUACACUCCUCUUUGCCCUGCCCUACCGCAACCGCUCCUACCCCAUCCUGGGCAACAGCGGGCCCCUGCAGAAGGCCUACGACGCGGUGCUCACUGUCAGCCUGGAGUCCAGCCCUGAGAAUGAGGCUUUUGGUGCUGCUGGGGUGGGGAGAGAAGCGGCUGCCCACCUGGAGCCAGAGCAGGUGUCCCCACUCUUUGGAACCAUCUAUGAUGCGGUUGUCCUGUUGGCCCAUGCCCUGAACCACUCUGAAAGCCAUGAGGCAGGGCUUUCAGGAGCUCAUUUAGGGGACCAUACAGGGGAUCUUGAUGUGGCAGGCUUUAGCCAGAGGAUCCGGACCAAUGAGAAGGGCAGGAGGCUGGCCCAGUAUGUCAUCUUGGAUACAGAUGGUCAAGAAAGCCAGCUAGUCCCCACCUACACUCUGGACACAGCCACAUGGCAAGUGCAGCCCCUGGGCAAGACUAUACACUUUCCAGGAGGGGCUCCUCCAGCCCGUGACUCCAGCUGUUGGUUUGAUCCCAACAAAUUAUGUAUGAGAGGUACACAGCCCUUGAGCAGCCUCCUGACUCUGUCACUGACCUGCAUCCUGGUGCUGGCUGGAGGGGCCCUCGUUGUCCUCAUCAGACUAGGCAUCCAGCAGCUGAAGCAGGCAUGGGGCCCCCAUCACAUCUUGCUGACAGCCCAAGAACUCACUUUCCUCCACAGACCUCCAAGCCGACAGCAGCUGAACAUGGACAGUGCAAGCGAAUCGAGAAGCAUUGCGGAUGGUGGAAGCCUGAGAUCAGUGGCCGAGGGGUCAGCAAGGAGCCUGCUAGCACCCCAGGAAGCCAACAACAUGGCCCUAUACCAGGGAAAAUGGGUUUGGCUGAAGAAGUUUGAAGCAGGCACAGCUCCUGAGCGGCACCCCAGCUGCCUCAGCCUCCUGAGAAAGAUGCGAGAAAUGCAGCAUGAGAAUGUCACCACCUGCCUCGGCUUUUUCGUGACCCCUGGGGUCAGUGCUCUGGUGCUGGAGUACUGUACCCGGGGCAGCCUGGAGGACCUGCUACGGAAUGAGGCCCUGCGACUAGACUGGACCUUCAAGGCCUCCCUACUGCUGGAUUUGAUCCAAGGCAUGCGGUAUCUACACCAUCGGCACUUGACCCACGGCCGCCUCAAGUCCCGGAACUGUGUGAUGGACAGCCGUUUUGUGCUCAAGAUCACUGACUAUGGCUAUGCCAAGCUCCUGGAUACCCAGCAGUCACCCCAACCCCAGCCAGCCCCAGAAGAGUUGCUGUGGACGGCUCCUGAGCUGCUGCGGGGUCCCCAGGAGCCCAGGCAGGGCACCUUCAAAGGGGAUGUGUUCAGCAUGGGCAUCAUCCUUCAGGAAGUGCUGACCCAAAGCCCCCCGUACUUUUCCUCAGGGCUCUCAGCAGAAGAAAUCAUCAGGAAGGUGGCAUUUCCCCCUCCCCUGUGCCGGCCACUGGUGUCUCCUGACCAUGGGCCACCUGCAUGUAUCCAGCUCAUGAAGCAGUGCUGGGAAGAAGCUCCUGAUGACAGACCAAGCCUGGACCAGAUCUACACCCAGUUCAAAAGCAUCAGCCAAGGCAAGACGAGCAAUGUUGCCGAUUCCAUGCUGCAGAUGCUGGAGAAGUAUUCCCAGAGCCUGGAGGACCUGGUCCAGGAGAGAACGGAGGAACUGGAGCUGGAGAGGCGAAAGACAGAAAGGCUGCUCUCACAGAUGCUCCCCCUGUCUGUGGCUGAAGCUCUGAAGAUGGGGGCAACUGUGGAGCCAGAGUACUUUGACCAGGUUACCAUAUACUUCAGUGACAUUGUGGGUUUCACUACCAUCUCAGCCCUGAGUGAACCCAUUGAGGUGGUGGGCUUGCUCCAUGACCUCUAUACACUGUAUGAUACUGUUCUGGGCAGCUAUGAUGUAUAUAAGGUGGAGACCAUUGGGGAUGCCUACAUGGUGGCUUCGGGACUGCCCCAGCGCAAUGGGAGCCGGCACGCAGCCGAGAUUGCCAACAUGGCCCUGGACAUCCUCAGCUCUGUAGGUGGCUUCCGGAUGCAGCAUGCGCCCAAUGUACCCAUUCAUAUCAGGGCUGGGCUGCACUCAGGGCCCUGUGUGGCAGGGGUCGUGGGUGUCACCAUGCCUCGGUACUGCCUCUUUGGGGACACUGUCAACACUGCAUCCCGGAUGGAGUCCACAGGCCUGCCCUACAGAAUCCACAUCAGCCGAAGCACAGUCCAAGCCCUGCUCAGCCUUGAUGAAGGCUACAAAAUUGAUGUCAGAGGUCAGACAGAGCUGAAGGGAAAGGGCAUGGAGGAGACCUACUGGCUGGUAGGGAAAGCAGGCUUCUCCAGGCCCCUGCCUGCACCCCUGCACAUCAAACCCGGAGACCCCUGGCAGGACCUCAUAAACAAAGAAAUCAAGGCAGCCUUCACCAAAGCUCGCCAGAGCUCUAGUGGGCCCUGGAGCUCAGGAGAAGCCGUGGCCCGGCCCUAAGGAGCAGACAGAGUGGGGCAGUGCUUGUACCAGCCUGAGGCUCCUGUAUCACUCCAUACCCCCCCACACACACCCUGUCCCACUUCUUACAAAAGA